Molecule: messenger RNA, 1396 nt
Organism: Ascoidea rubescens DSM 1968
Lineage: Eukaryota; Fungi; Ascomycota; Saccharomycetes; Ascoideales; Ascoideaceae
Gene: HMX1
Product: Hmx1p
Exons: 1
Coding region: 268-1215 (315 amino acids)
Biological process (GO): heme oxidation
Molecular function (GO): heme oxygenase (decyclizing) activity
Source: RefSeq, a predicted model, not a curated record
UUUUUUCUCUUGUUUUUUGUUUUCUCUAUUAUCAAUCCAGAUAUUUCUCUUGACUUCACCCCAUUCAAUUGCAAAAGUCUUUGGUGCUUCUCUUGCCCUUUUUUUCUGCUUUCUGCGCUGUGUUUGCCUGGAAAACACUCAAUUUAUUCUUUCCUAAUUCAGUAACUGAGACUUUCGCUGCUUUAGCUGCAUACUUCUAUCUUCUUUUUGCUCUUACCUGUCUUUCUCUUAUUCAGCUGCUAAUAUAUUCAUAUACGCUUCUCGACAAUGGUUUCCUCAAAAAUUUCUAUUCCAAUCCCCGACGAGGAAAUCCUUCCCAAGGCGAACGAUCUCGGUGCUUUGGCCAACAGAAUCAACUUUGAAACAAGAAAAAACCACAACAAGAUUGACAAGACCAUCUCUGUCAAGUUGUUGAUUGCCUUAACCGAUUACAGAAUCUGGAGACAGGGCUUGCAAAUCUUCUACCACAUGUUCAAAAACAUCGAGAUAUUGAUUAACAAUGAAUUGGACACUUUAGCCUUGAGCGAGGGCAAAACAGACAUCAAAUAUCCAAACUCUGACGCUUUCAGGUUUUCUCCAGACCAAAUCCAAAAUAUUGACAAGGACUUGAGAGUCGCCUCAAUAUUGUACCAAUUCUUUGAUCCUAAGAUGUACAGAGCUCAAAAUCUAAGAAACGACUUGUUGGUCUUUUAUAACAACAAAGAUUCUUUUGAGAGCCCAAUGCAUCUAGAGCAAAAGAAAUUCGUCCAGCAUUUAUACUCAACUUUCCAAGAAAAGCCUCAUGUGUUGAUUGCUUACUGCCAUGUUCUUUACCUUGCUUUAUUCGCUGGUGGCAAAUUGAUAAGAUCUUCGAUUUUAAAAUCAACUGGCUUGUUUCCUGACAUUGAGGGAAAGUCAAAGAACGAAGUCGUUCAAAUGGCAACCACCUUCUUCAAGUUUGAUGUAUUGGACGAAAACUAUUUCAAAAUUCGUUACAAGACCAACUACGAAUUGUCAACAAGACUGGCUUUAACUGAACAAGAAAAGUUGGAUAUUAUAGAAGAAUCAAAAUACAUCUUCGAUACCAUCUACAAUUGUGUCAAAGAAUUGGAAGUCUAUAACACUCAUAGAUUCAAUACUAAAUUCAAAAAAAUGGGUUACAAUGCUGCUCUUUUCAUACUUUUUAUUUUAUUCUUGCUAUAUAUCAGAAGAUUAGUUCUUCACAUCAUUUAUUAAGUUGCCUUGGUUCAUUCUACUUUUUAUUUUAUUUUAUUUUAUCUUAUCUAAUUUUAUCUAAUUUUAUCUUAUUUUAUCUUAUCUAAUUUUUGCUUGAUUGUCUCUAUUUAGUUCCUUAUUUUAUAUUUAUUUUCUCAUUCCUAUAAUAUAUUUCCUAAUAUUUAUUUUUUAUUCAAUUCAC